CGCUUCUCUCCAGUUGGGGGCGUUAUGCCGCUGCUGUGGUCAUACAGACGAGGAAGAGCACCUUCACGUCGCGUUUGUAUUGUUAUCUUGCGACAGUCUCGUCUCAUCUAACUUUAUUGUUUUUUCCCUGAGUGUAGUUUGAGCGGUGGAUUAACACACUCCUCUCCCACUACUCAGUAGUUGCUUUGUACGUGUCUGUUCUGAAUAGAGCCACCAAAAUGUUGAUUAAGGUUAAGACGCUCACAGGCAAAGAAAUAGAGAUCGACAUCGAGCCCACGGAUAAGGUAGAGAGGAUCAAGGAAAGGGUUGAAGAGAAGGAGGGAAUUCCGCCACAGCAACAAAGGCUGAUCUACAGUGGAAAACAGAUGAACGAUGAGAAAACGGCAUCAGACUACAAGAUCCAAGGAGGAUCUGUACUACAUCUAGUCCUCGCACUCAGGGGAGGCGGGAUAAUCUACUGACCCCUUAGUUUCUCGGUGCUCGUGGAAUGGCUGUUCAGCUUGUGCUCCUCACAGAACUGAUUAUGGCCCCGUAUGACGAGAGCAUGUGAUUUUCGUCGUACACCCAGAACAAGUCUAGAUAUUCUUUUUGUUUUAGACGUCUGAAAAGCAAGUGGAACUUCACUUUGAGCCACAUUAACAUACUGAUGCCACCAUUCCAGCAAAUCAGAGCUUCUUUAACCAUCAGCCUCUGCAAAGAAGAGAAACAAAACAGUGUUGAAAGGCAAGACAUGUUCACUUUAGUCCAUUAUGUUCGAGUAUGUUGCAGACAUUUGGUUAUUUUUCUAAUGAAUAAAAGGAUUUAGCUUUGUGGCUCAUUCUCAAAUGACUUUAACUGUAAGGUUGUGUCCUAAUCUUUGAUUUGUGAGUAUUUCAGAUUAAGAAAAAUAAAAGCCAUCCUGCUUUUG
Molecule: messenger RNA, 907 nt
Organism: Pygocentrus nattereri (red-bellied piranha)
Lineage: Eukaryota; Metazoa; Chordata; Actinopteri; Characiformes; Serrasalmidae
Gene: nedd8l
Product: NEDD8 ubiquitin like modifier, like
Exons: 4
Coding region: 219-461 (80 amino acids)
Biological process (GO): regulation of proteolysis; protein neddylation; modification-dependent protein catabolic process
Cellular component (GO): cytoplasm; nucleus
Molecular function (GO): ubiquitin protein ligase binding; protein tag activity
Source: RefSeq, a predicted model, not a curated record